Monosiga brevicollis MX1 is the source of this 943-nucleotide messenger RNA. RefSeq lists its product as uncharacterized. The transcript is spliced from 6 exons. NCBI's taxonomy places the organism in Eukaryota, Choanoflagellata, Craspedida, Salpingoecidae. The record is from RefSeq and is a predicted model, not a curated record. The annotation marks the transcript as partial.
AUGGCGGCGGCUCGUUCUACCCCCGCCCUGCGCGCUCUGGCCCCGGCGCUUUGGCGUGCCUCGGCGACUCGUGCUGCUCCCCUGUGGCAAAAAUUGUCCCAGCUCAAGUCUAGCUCUCCUGCAGUUCAGGUCGCUGUUGCAGCACAGCGCUUCUUUCAUGCCACUCCUCUGCGUCGCGCCGAGGAAGUCGAGGUCCCCGUGCCACAGGUGGCCGAGUCCAUUUCCGAGGGUGAAGUUGCGGAAUGGCACAAGGAGGUCGGAGACUUUGUUGAGAUUGAUGAGGCCGUCGCCACCCUUGAAACAGACAAGGCUGCCGCCCCUGUCAAUAGCCCACAGUCUGGAUACAUUACAGCGCUCCUAGCUGAAAUUGGUGACACCGUCCAUGUUGGUGCUCCCCUCUUCAAGCUCCGACCUGGAGAUGCUCCCGCGGAAGGUGCCUCUUCGGAUGCUGCCAAGACCGAGUCCGCAGCGCCUGCGGCGGAAUCUUCAGGCCCCACUGAGUCAGACAAGCCCGAGUUCACCGUUACGUUGCCCCGCGUUGCCGAGUCUAUCUCGGAAGGCGAUAUUGCGUCUUUUGAGAAGGAGAUUGGUGACUUUGUGGAGGCCGAUGAAGCCGUUUUGAUCGUGGAAACUGAAAAGGCCUCGGCCCCUGUCAAUGCGCCCGAGUCGGGCAUCGUCACCGCUUUCCUCGUGUCUGAAGGCGAUACCGUGCCCGUCGGGGCCGAGCUUUUCAAGAUUAAGCCUGCCUCUGCCCCUGCCAGUGGUGGCUCCUCUGCUGGUGCGUCUGCCGGCGCGGCUGCGGGCGCGGCUGCUGGUGCCGCCGCAACUGCCGCCCCCAAGGCAUCGAAGACCCCCUCUGCCGCUUCCCCUGCUCCCGCUGCCGCUCCCAAGGCCUCAAGCAGUGCCAAUACUGCCUCGGCUGCCCCUGAGGACCAGUCCUCAG